This is a messenger RNA of Exophiala oligosperma, 2261 nucleotides long. RefSeq lists its product as uncharacterized. The transcript has 2 exons. Gene Ontology annotation, cellular component: nucleus. The record is from RefSeq and is a predicted model, not a curated record. NCBI's taxonomy places the organism in Eukaryota, Fungi, Ascomycota, Eurotiomycetes, Chaetothyriales, Herpotrichiellaceae. The coding region runs from base 40 to 1956 and encodes 638 amino acids.
GUACUUUGUAGUCCCAACCAUCAGACCAGAAACAUAACAAUGCCUCCGAGCGAGGAAGAUAUAGCCUGGUUUCGAUCAACAUUCCACCCCAUACCGAAGCCUGCUCUCCCGGACGAUACAAUCGAAUACUCCCUCUACAUACUUUCGACUUCUGAAUCAGAAAAUGAUUCUGAAACCCGGUUGCGGCUACGAGACGUCCAGAAACAGGCGACGGAUUUGCAGCGAAAAUAUCUGAAGGACUACAUAUGGCAACGCCAAGGGUUCUCGUUGGAACUCAACAAAGAAGAUGGACUGAGCGUUUUACGAGGUCGAACCGAAUAUGGCGAUUCCGUCGAAGACGAAUGGGUCGUGGUGUGGCUUUUGCGAGAAUUGACACGCAAAUCCAGCGACCUUUGGGUCAAAGUCACGGACAACGACGGCGAGUUCCUCCUCAUCGAAGCAUCGGGCACUCUACCCGCCUGGCUGGAACCGGAAGUCGCAGAAAAUCGGGUCUGGAUCAAUGAAGGCCAGCUCAAGAUCAUAAAGCCUGCUGCAGCUGCGAGGUCGUCCCGGCGCACGGAGGAAAAGUUGACUCUGGGACAGGCCAGGGAAGUACUGUUGUGGGAACCGAAAAGGAUCAUGCACUCGACAACCAUCGAGGAGGAGGCUUUCUUCCGUCUGCGGAAUUAUCCAGCUCAAAUUUCCGGGAACAUGCACCAUGCCGUCGUCACGUUGCCACGGAAGAUUGCUUUUCUACUUCACCAAAAGCCAGCGUACAUCUCGCCAGCGGUCGAGGCGUUCUAUCUCCGUGACCCGAUCGCGCUCAAACCUCUGCAAAAGAAAGAGAACCAAGAUAGUAUGGUAUUCUCGCCUAAGGAUGCCGUGACUGUCAGCGUCAAGUUCCCACGGGUCGCUUAUGCGCAGCUCAAGUCUCAGGACUUUGCCGCUCCCGCCGUGUUCAACGUGUUCAUGCCGUCGAGGACGGAGUCCAAAUCCUAUACGCAGGCGGAGACGGGCAUGAAGGUGACGUGUGGGUUUGAGAUGUUGGUCACAGAUAGCCAGUACCAGGAUCGGCCCGCGGUGCGUGAGAUGAAGAUGUUGUUGGACGACCUGGACUCGGGAGACGAAAAGUUGCCUUCAGAUGAUGAGAUCAAGCAAUGGGAUCGACGCGAGGACGACGAGAAGUGGCUCGACAUCGAUUUUGAUGACCUGCAGAGAGAGCUGGACGGUGAGAAGGGGAAGAAAACUGGCUUUGGAGACAAGACCGCUCAGGAGAACCUGCAGCGUAUCGUCAAGCAAUUUGAGGACUUUCUCAACGACGAUAAAACGGGUCCAGAUGCCGGAGGGCUGUUUGGCGAGGACAGCGACGAUGAAGAUCUCAAUGACUACGACGACGAUGAUGAUGAUGAUGACGAGGGCGAGGACAAAGAAGCCAGCUUCGGCGAAGACGAGUUUACAAAGAUCAUGCAAGAAAUGAUGGGGAUGCCACCCGAGGUCAUGAAGGAAAUCAUGAGUGGGAAACUCGGGGCAGACGCUCGGGAUCCCGCGGAGCGAGCCAAGCUGCGACGACCCGACGAGGUUGGCGGGCGCCGCGUGGAGGAGGUUGACGGUUCGGACGACGAUGAAGAAGAAAACGACGGUGAAGAUAUGCAAGCGUUCAUGAAACAGAUGGAACGUGAAUUGAGGGGGUCUGGAGCUCUGGAACUCGGGUCUUCCUCGCAGGCCAAGCAGCCUGCCAUCAAGGCCGGCAACAAAGACAUAAAGAAACCAAGCCAGGACGACGACGAGGCUGGUGAAUUGUCUUCGGACGACGACAUCGACAAUGAGAUUGAUAUCGACCUGGCAAGGAAUCUGUUGGAGAGUCUGAGAGCACAAAGUGGAACGGCCGGUCCUGGGUCCAAUCUGAUGAGUAUGAUGGGAUUUGACCAGCUUGAUGAUAAUGAGGAUGAGGUUGUAGCCGGCCCCAGCAAACGAUAAGAGGUCCCCCAUGAAUUCACAACAAUACGAGUUGGUACUUUAUGUAUGCAAGCCAUCAAUGAGUUUUUGAGAAAUAAAAGAGACAGGCAAAGCGAAUGGAAAUUUGUCACGUGCAGUUGCUAUAUGGAAGCACUGAGACUUUUUUCACAUGGCGUUUCGAGGCUGGUCCAGGAAGGAGAAGCAAAAUAUUAUUAGGUGAAUGUUCAUCGUGUCCAUCCCAAGGUUAAACGCAAAAUGGAGUUAUCUGAAAACUGCGACAGGAAAUAUACCUAGGUAGUCAGUAUCCAUCCCGGCCUUUCACAACA